Messenger RNA from Diorhabda carinulata, 1192 nucleotides. RefSeq lists its product as uncharacterized. The record is from RefSeq and is a predicted model, not a curated record. The transcript is spliced from 6 exons. Bases 21 to 1031 code for a protein of 336 amino acids. Lineage: Eukaryota; Metazoa; Arthropoda; Insecta; Coleoptera; Chrysomelidae.
GUCUGAUUUACGCAGGCAAAAUGAUGUGUCGAAUAUUAAUGUUUAUACUGUUACUAUGCAGUAUCAAUUGUCAAGAAAGUUCUCUCUAUCUUCAAACUGCUGUGAGGGAUCUACGAAGAAUGAAUUACAGACAAACAUUGCGAAGAGCAGAUACAUUGAUAACGAAAAGUACACCUAGACAGGAAACACCACCAUCAGAGGGCGUGGUAAUUCCACCUUUGAGUUUAACAAAAGGAGAAUUAGCAGCGCUUUACGAAAGUGCUAUAGCAAAAGGAGAGACCUUGAAACUAGACACUGGAGACAACGGAUACUUACAUGCGGCUGUCCAUGAAUUGGACCAUGAAAUGUCUGAUUCCAACCACGAGCAUCCUCCGGGUGGGGAAGAGUCUAAACAUGAAGACGGAUAUUACUAUUAUUAUUAUCCCGUUAAAAGUUUUAUGGAUGAAAUGGCCAGCGGCAGUUCUACUCGAGAAGAAUCCAAACCAUGGAAAUAUUCAACUACAACUCACCGUCCACCUUAUCAGUACCAUUCACAUCAUCACGAGGUUACAAUUAAAAAGGAGAGUGAACCAAAGGAAAACAAGGAAAAGAAAGGACUAGAACCACUUUUUAUGGCAAUAUCUGGAUUUGUAGGCAUGGCAGUUAUGUUUGUGAUAUCCAUGUUAAUAUUACCAAAAUUUGAAAAUAAAAAACCGAAGAAAGCAUCAUUGUGGCAUAAAAAUGAGGACAUGGAUGAACUUGCUAGAUUAGCUUUGAACGCAAUAGAAGGAAAGGAUUGCAGAGAAAGAUUUGCGUGUGAAUUGAGGAAAACAGCAAGAAAUUUCAAUUUACAGGACAACCGAUUUAUAAAGUUAUUGAAACGUAUAGCCCCUGGUACAUUUGGAAGCCAGCUUGAUAGGAUAUCUAAAUAUGGAGAUAGGCAACUUCAAUGUACUCUUAUACCGUGUACAAAGAGAGUUGUUAAAAUCCAAAAAACGAAUAUAAAAAAGACUCCCGUGAAGAAAAAGAACGUUGCUCAAAAAAAGAACUAGUUGCCACCAAAGUUAUUAGUUUGUAGUAAUUUAUUCAUAUAUUUAUUUUAUUUAUUGCAUUAGUUUAAGGGUUUAGAAAGCAAUUCUUUAGAUGCAAAAGUCCGUAUAUACAGGAAUAGACAUGUGGUAGAAUCCCUCUCGAAAAUAAUUAUAAUUUUCAA